Acanthisitta chloris (rifleman) is the source of this 2447-nucleotide messenger RNA. It is a transcript of the gene MCM8, whose product is annotated as minichromosome maintenance complex component 8. Lineage: Eukaryota; Metazoa; Chordata; Aves; Passeriformes; Acanthisittidae. Gene Ontology annotation, cellular component: MCM complex; nucleus. Bases 131 to 2341 code for a protein of 736 amino acids. Gene Ontology annotation, biological process: double-strand break repair via homologous recombination. Gene Ontology annotation, molecular function: ATP binding; ATP hydrolysis activity; single-stranded DNA binding. The record is from RefSeq and is a predicted model, not a curated record. The transcript is spliced from 17 exons.
AAAAUCUCAACUACGCCAAUCGUCGCUGGACGAGUUUAUUCCCUAUAAGGGCUGGAAACUUUAUUUCUCUGAAGCUUAUGCUGACAAGUCUCCUUUUGUCCAGAAGACUCAAGCUUUUGAGAAGUUUUUCAUGCAACGCAUUGAACUUUAUGAUAAGGAUGAAAUAGAAAGAAAAGGAAGUAUUCUUGUGGAUUAUAAGGAACUAAUACAAGACAGAGAAUUGACUAAAUCAAUACCAAAUAUAUGUACUGAAUUAAGGGAUAUGCCUCAGAAAAUACUGCACUGUAUGGGUCUGGCAAUUCAUCAGGUGCUAACCAAGGACCUGGAGAGGCAUGCUGCAGAGCUGCAGGUGCAGGAAGGAUUACCACUGAAUGGAGAUCCUAUAAUAAAUGUGCCUCUCAUUCAUGCGAGGGUGUACAACUAUGAUCCACUAACUCAGCUGAAAAACGUUCGGGCCAACUGCUAUGGCAAGUACAUUGCCUUGCGUGGCACUGUUGUGCGUGUCAGUAACAUUAAGCCUCUGUGCACUAAGCUGGCUUUUGUGUGUGGCACAUGUGGAGAUGUUCAGUGUGUUCCUCUCCCUGAUGGCAAGUAUCAACUUCCAUCCAAGUGCCUUGUUCCCGAGUGCCGUGGUCGGUCCUUCACAGCUGACAGAAGCUCUCCCUUAACCACUACAGUGGACUGGCAGUCUAUUAAGGUGCAGGAGCUGAUGUUAGAUGAUCAGCGAGAAGCAGGACGAAUCCCUCGCACAAUCGAAUGUGAACUGGUUCAAGAUCUUGUGGACAGCUGUGUCCCAGGAGAUAUGGUCACAAUUACAGGGAUAGUAAAGGUGUCAAGCACUGAGGAAGGAGCUUCUAGAAAUAAGAAUGACAAAUGUAUGUUCUUGUUGUACAUUGAGGCAAAUUCUGUCACCAACAGUAAAGGACAAAAAAUAAAGAACUUUGACGACGAGACUUUUCAGAGGUCAUUCAUGGAGUUUUCACUUAAAGAUCUCUAUGCUGUCCAAGAAAUUCAAGCUGAAGAAAAUCUGUUCAGGCUCAUCGUAAACUCUCUUUGUCCUGCAAUCUAUGGCCAUGAGAUUGUAAAGGCAGGUUUGGCCCUGGCCUUAUUUGGAGGAUGUCAGAAGUUUGUGGAUGACAAGAACAGAAUCCCAGUGCGAGGAGAUCCACAUGUUCUGGUUGUUGGAGAUCCAGGAUUAGGAAAAAGUCAAAUGCUGCAAGCAGUGUGUAACAUUGCUCCUCGAGGCGUGUAUGUUUGUGGUAAUACUUCCACCAGCUCUGGCCUGACUGUUACACUGUCUAGAGAUGGCACUUCCGGAGAUUUUGCCUUGGAAGCUGGUGCUUUAGUGCUUGGAGAUCAAGGAAUUUGUGGAAUAGAUGAAUUUGAUAAGAUGGGAAACCAGCAUCAGGCUUUGUUGGAAGCCAUGGAACAGCAAAGCAUCAGCCUUGCCAAGGCUGGCAUUGUUUGCAGUUUGCCAGCUCGGACAUCUAUUGUUGCUGCAGCAAACCCCGUUGGAGGACAUUAUAACAAAGCCAAAACAGUGUCUGAGAACUUAAAAAUGGGGAGUGCUUUACUGUCAAGAUUUGAUCUAGUUUUCAUUUUGCUGGACACCCCGAAUGAAGAUCACGAUCACUUGCUGUCUGAACAUGUGAUGGCAAUCCGAGCUGGCAAGCAGGCAGUAUACAGCAGUGCUGUUGUGACUCAUACCAGUGCACAGGAUCACUCUGUUCUCAAAACACUUUCAGAUCAACCACUGCUUGAAAGACUAAAGAUCUCAGCAGGAGAAAAAUUUGAUGCCAUUCCAUAUCAGCUGCUGAGGAAGUAUGUUGGAUAUGCUCGGCAGUAUGUUCAUCCAAAUUUAUCUCCAGAAGCUGCCCAGGUCCUCCAGGAAUUCUACCUUGAGCUCCGGAAACAGAACCAUGGAGCAGACAGUACUCCAAUCACCACGAGGCAGCUAGAGUCGCUGAUUCGACUUACAGAGGCAAGAUCAAGGCUGGAAUUAAGGGAGAAAUCUACCAAGGAAGAUGCCGAGGAUGUAGUAGAAAUAAUGAAAUACAGCAUGCUGGGAACCUACUCUGAUGAGUUUGGAAAACUGCACUUUGAGCGUUCACAGCACGGGUCUGGGAUGAGCAACCGGUCACAAGUGAAAAGAUUUGUUUCUGCUCUUAACAGUAUUGCAGAAAGAACUUACAACAAUCUCUUCGACUUGCAGCAGCUUCGACAGGUUGCAAAGGAACUACAAACCCGAGUACCUGAUUUUGAAAGCUUUAUCGAAUCCCUAAAUGAUCAGGGUUAUCUUUUGAAAAAAGGUUCAAGAGUUUAUCAGCUUCAGACUAUGUGAAAAGAGGAAGUGGUAAACUUUCUUAAGACAUAAUCUUUAUACCUGGACUGGACUGAAGGACCUGCAGCCAUGAGGCACACUGAACUGCAGCCUGGCAUAGUGAGCA